AUGUUCAUCGUCAUCCUGGCCUCUGCAUCCCCGCACCGACCGCUUCAGAUCACCGAGCAGAUGGAACUGCACGCAGAUCAGGCAAUCAAGGCCAUUGAGAGGGCCUUGCACGUAUUGUGCGAGAAGGCCAUCAGCACAAGCGUCGAGAUCUCCCAGUCCGUCGUCGACGCGUACAACAAGGCCCUGAAGAAGAAACCAGCACAGAAGAUCAUCUGCGGCUUCUCACGCAGGUUCGACGCCUCCUACCGGGACGCACACAAGCGCCUCACGUCAGGUGCCAUCGGCACACCGUCCGUGUUCCAGUCGCAGACUGCUGACAAGCUCGACCCAUCCGGCUUCUUCGUCGCCUAUACUGAGUUCAGCGGUGGAAUCUUUGUCGACUGCUCCACUCACGACAUUGACCUCGCGCUGUGGUUCUUCGGCGAGGACACCAAGGUCAAGAGCGUGUCUGCCGUGGGCAUCACAGCUGUACAACCCGAUUUGAGGAAGCACAAUGACCGUGACAAUGCAGUCGCUGUUGUUGAAUUCUACGGCGGCAAAAUUGCGCAGUUGUUUUGCUCCCGCAUGAUGGCUGCCGGUCAAGAGGACACGACCGAGAUCUUCGGCACAGCUGGCAAGAUCGCAGUCAACACACAACCUCAGCUCAACCUGGUCAACCUGUUUGAGCCUAAAGGCAUCCGCCGUGAGAUCCCCGUUGACUACUACGGUCGCUUCCGGGAGGCAUUUAUCACCGAGGCAAACGAGUUCACGGAGUGCUGCCUGAAUAACACUACACCACCGAUGAAGCUGGAGGGUGCGGUGAAUGCCGUCAAAAUCGGAUGUGCGCUGCAAGAGAGUUUGAUCACAGGAAAGAAGAUCGAGUUCGAUGAGACCGGGAGGAGGUUUGAGCCGCCUGCGAGGGCCAGACUGUAA
Messenger RNA from Diaporthe batatas, 912 nucleotides. RefSeq lists its product as uncharacterized. Gene Ontology annotation, molecular function: oxidoreductase activity. NCBI's taxonomy places the organism in Eukaryota, Fungi, Ascomycota, Sordariomycetes, Diaporthales, Diaporthaceae. The coding region runs from base 1 to 912 and encodes 303 amino acids. Gene Ontology annotation, biological process: NADPH regeneration. Gene Ontology annotation, cellular component: cytoplasm. The record is from RefSeq and is a predicted model, not a curated record. The transcript is spliced from 3 exons.